AACAACAACAACAAGUAAUAAAAUAAAACACUGUAGUGUAGAUCUUUAACACUAAAUCUUUCAUGGAAUAGAGUUGUAAAUUCACAACAUAAUUUUCAUAAAUAAUAACGGAUGAUUGAAGUGCCAACAAACAUGGGUUAAAGAAUUCAUGAAGUUUGAAAGUUUUUACAUGAAACUGACUUUCUACAUGAAGUAGCAAUAUUCUCCUGAAGUUGAAGUUUUACAUGAAGCUGAAGUCAUCGGAUGAAGUAGAAUUCUUAUUUACAUGAAACUGUCAUUUUCAUGAAGUUGAAGAUUUUACAUGAAGCUGAUGUCAUUUUCUGAAGUAGAUUGCAUUACAUUAACCAGACUUUUUACUUAAGUUGAAUUGUGUUCAAGCCAUGGAUACCGAAGCUUGCUCAACAAAUAUGGAAAGUUCAAGUGCCACUAAAAAUGGUAGAUUAGCACCAGGAGAUAAUGUUGUGAAGAAGAAAUAUUCAUUUGAACAUUGCCAGGAUGACAGUAAAAUGCCACUGUACGAGAGACAGAGUAGUGUACGGAAAAGUCAGUCAAUGAGUAAUGUAGGCAAGAAUUUUCAGGAUUUGGCGCACAAUGAGAACUUUCUGAUUGGUCGCCGUGAAUUCUCGUUAUGUAACCUGCGCAGUAGGGAGCAUUCACAUGUUAGGAUAACAGAAGUUGUUCCUGUGAAUAGUGCCCUAGUUUCUGGUCACAAUUCCGAGGACUCUGAGAAUUGGAAGACACCAGUGAAAGUGUUUAGUGACAAAAGACGAGGAAAAUCUAAGGCAGAUAAGAAACUGUCAAGGAGGAUAAGAUCAUACUACAAGGAACAAGAUCAGUUGAUAAAGGCGUUUGAAGAUAUUCAGCUGGAUCAGAUGUGUGCAGAAGAUGAAGAGGAACAAAAUAUACAGAUGCAGAAAAGAUCAAGCAAUCUUGCUAAAGCUUCAUUCGCUGUCAAUCUGGUUUUAUUGAUUAUAAAAGCUAUAGCAGUAGCUUUAUCUGGGUCACUAUCAAUUAUAUCAAGUCUGGUAGAUUCUGUCGUAGAUCUUAUGUCCGGUGUGAUAAUUUGGUGGACGUCACACGCCAUGAAGAGUCGCAACAUUUACCAUUAUCCUGAAGGGAGAUCAAGACUGGAACCUAUCGCUAUUGUUAUACUGUCUGUCAUCAUGUCUCUGGCGUCAUUUCAACUGAUCGUUGAAUCUGUACAGAUUAUUGUCGGGUAUUCAUCGGGGAAAGGAAAUCUUCCGUCAGUACAGCUACCCGUUAUUCUCAUUGCAGUUAGUACUAUUGUGUCAAAGUUUAUAUUGUUUAUGUUGUGUUAUUGUUGGGGUAAACACAGUAGUUCAGUGCAGGCGCUGGCUCAAGACCACAGGAAUGAUGUCUUAUCAAACAUUGUAGCCAUAGUCUGUGGUUACCUAGGAUCAAAAGAGUUUAUCAGUGAAGUUGAUACAGAAGAUGUGAAGUACAUUGAUCCAAUCGGUGCUAUCCUAAUUAGUGUAUAUAUAUUGGUCAACUGGUGGAGAACUGGUUAUGAUCAGAUCAAGCUUCUGACGGGUCACACGGCAGAUCCGAAUUUUCUUAGCAUGAUAACGUGGAUUUGUUUAAAUCAUCAUCAUGAAAUUAUAUACAUAGACACAGUGAGAGCGUUCCAUUUCGGUAACAACUUCCUUGUGGAGGUUGACAUUGUUCUUCCAGAGGAGAUGUCGUUGAAAGAAGCGCACAAUAUUGGUGAAUCUCUGCAACAGAAGUUAGAAAAGUUCAAGUUAGUGGAACGGGCAUUUGUCCACCUUGAUUAUGAAAUAGAACAUAAUCCAACGGAGGAGCACAAAAUGAUUUGAUAAUUAGGGUCGAGUGUUGCUGAGGGCAAGUUUUGCGAGGGUCAGAAAUCGAGGGUGAGGGAGAAGACUGAGAGUUGGAUGGAUAUAAUGGUUGACAUUGGAUUGUGGAAAGAUGUUGAUAAAAAUGGAGGAGGAAUUAUAUUUAAUGUAUUUUUACCAUAGAAAUAUUCUUAAAUAUUUACCGGUAUAUGAACAUUUUUAUAGUAUUUUCUAUACAUUUAUAAUAUUUGUUUUUUGUUUUUACUACUGCUGCCAAUUAUAUUUAUUUAAUAAUGCUUGCAAUCCUUUCCUUAUUGUUUUUUUAGCUUGACUAUACAAAGUAUAUGGAGCUGUCCUACUUGCCCCGGUGUCCGCGUCCACGUCCAGAUUUAGGAUUAAAGUUUUGGUGCAGUAAAAUAUUUUUCAUUAUAACUUUUUCAUUUCUUAAGGUAUCAACUUCAAACUUCAAAUAUAUGUUCCAUAUCUUCAACCACAUCUUAUGUGACAAGGUUCAUAACUCUAGCACCAAUAUUUUCAGAUUUAUCUCCUCUUGAACUUAAAAAAUACAAUUUUUUACUGUUACUUCUUUAUUUCUUAAGGGAUCAACUUCAUACUUCAAAUAUAUGUUCCUUAUCAUCAACCACAUCUUAUGUGACAAAGGUCAUAACUCUAGCACCAAUAUUGCAAAAAUUAUCUCCCCAUAAACUUAGAUUUCUUUACUUGAAAAAUGUUACUUUUUACUCGAACUUCUUUAGUUGUAAAGGUAUCUACCUCAAAACUUCAAAUACUUAUUCCUUAUCAUCAAUUACAUUUUAUGUGACAAUGUUCAUAACUCUUGAAGCAAUAUUUUCAAAUUUAUCUCUCAUUGAACUUGGGAUUUCCUUUAAGAAAUAACUUUUUUACUUUUUGUGUCGCCUUGAAAAGGUGACAUAUAGGGGUUACUUUUGUCGGCGGCGUCAGUGUCGGCGGCGGCGUUGUCGGCGUCCCCUAAAGCUUGUCCGGAGCAUAACUCAGUCACUAUAAGUCUGAUUGACUUCAAACUUGGUAUGCAUGCUUCUUUCAAUAACCCGAAGUGCAGUGCACAAGGACAGUACUCUGCAGUUCUUAUUUUUUGAGUUAUUGCCCUUUGUUAACUUUCAUACUUUAAUUUUGUCCGGGCCUUUUCUCUUCAGCUAAAAAAGCUAUGGACUUGAAACUUCAUAGGAUGAUAGAUCUCAUUAAGAAGAAGUGCAGUGCAUAAGAACCGGUACUCUGCACUUCCUAAUUUUUGAGUUAUUGCCCUUUGUUAAUUUUCAUACUUUAUUUUUGUCCGGGCCAUUUCUCCUAAUGUAUAAAAGCCAUGGACUUGAAACUUCAUAGGAUGAUAGGUCUCAUUAAGAAGAAGUGCAGUGCACAAGAACAGGUACUCUGCAUUUCUUAUUUUUUGAGUUAUUGCCCUUUGUUUAUUUUCAUACUUUAAUUUUGUCUGGGCCAUUUCUCCUUAAGUAUAAAAGCUAUGGACUUGAAACUUCAUAGGAUGAUAGAUCUUAUUAAGAAGAAGUGCAGUGCACAAGAAUCAGUACUCUGCAUUUCUUAUUUUUUGAGUUAUGGCCCUUUGUUAAUUUUCAUACUUAAUUUUUGUCCAGGCCAUUUCUCCGAAAGUAUAAAAGUUAUGGACUUGAAACUUCAUAGCAUGAUAGAUCUCAUUAA
Messenger RNA from Ruditapes philippinarum (Manila clam), 3503 nucleotides. RefSeq lists its product as uncharacterized. Gene Ontology annotation, molecular function: monoatomic cation transmembrane transporter activity. Gene Ontology annotation, biological process: transmembrane transport; monoatomic cation transport. The record is from RefSeq and is a predicted model, not a curated record. Bases 381 to 1835 code for a protein of 484 amino acids. Gene Ontology annotation, cellular component: membrane. Lineage: Eukaryota; Metazoa; Mollusca; Bivalvia; Venerida; Veneridae. The transcript is spliced from 10 exons.